This is a messenger RNA of Heterobasidion irregulare TC 32-1, 770 nucleotides long. RefSeq lists its product as uncharacterized. Bases 518 to 721 code for a protein of 67 amino acids. Lineage: Eukaryota; Fungi; Basidiomycota; Agaricomycetes; Russulales; Bondarzewiaceae. The transcript has 3 exons. The record is from RefSeq and is a predicted model, not a curated record.
CCUCCAUGUAGGUGUCGCUGAAUGCUUUCCGGAUGUUGAAUUGAAAACAAGAGUACAUUGUAAGACGCGGAACAGCCGCGGAACAGCCAACUUCACAGAAUCUUCAUCCGAGCCACUCUCCGUGCUUCCGCCAUUCGUAACUUGGCCACUCUAGGUUUAUGAAUGCUUGCGCGGCUUCUGAGAGCGCUGCAACUGCCUACCUAAACUUGAGCACUCAAUGCUAAAAUCCACCCGCGAUCUAUAGCUCCUGGCCCAAGCGAUUCUACGAUUGAUUGGUUGGGCCUUGAAUCUGGAAGUCUUCGGAAUACUCAUCAAGAUCUGAAUCAUAUGAAAAUGCGAGAUGCUCCGAUUCUAUUCAUCCGCCCAUGUCGCCAUCAACCUUGCCCCGGCGUAAACAACGCUCGCUACUCCAAGAUGCUAACUAGAAGAUGAGCAGAGAAAAAGUGAUCAUCAAAAAUUUCUAACAGUCACGCCAAGACAUGAAUUGGUCUGCACAGAUUCAUGGAGCAGACGUGUCAUGACGCCGGCGGAGACGAAGCCCGCCAUUGGGCAGUUAACCGCGUCGCAGCUCCCGCGAAUGAAGAGUACAGAUGAUAGCGGGUUAAUAAUGCCCAACCUUGUGCAGCUGCUUGCGCUGGAGCUUGAACCUUCCUGCAGGAUGCCCCUUGCCCGUGACCAAGGGGUGAUGCACGAUGCUCCAUCUGUCACGACAAUAACGUGAGCAUCAGAACAUUGUUUUGUACCGCGUGUCCACUGCGGUGAAUAGUAUG